UUUGUAUGCAACGGAGUGGCGAUUGCAGUGUUUUUGUUAUAUUUCUAUCAAUUUUAAGAAAUAGGAGAAUAAUAAUUUAAAGUUAAAAUGCCACCGGGACCUCGGAGACUAUCAAGAACUAAUCGUAGUCAAAAUGAAUGUUCUAAUUCUAAAAAUUCUCCGGUAACUCCCGCUAUAGAACCUCCGAUAUUACCAAAGCAUUUUCCAUUUCCAAAUAUUUCUGUAGAAAGCGAUGCUCUCUUCGAUUUUUUAAUGUUUUUCUUUGCCGUGGUUUCAAUGAUUUUACAAUUCUUAAAUAUGUACAAGGCAGUGUGGUGGUUACCCCAAAGUUAUACACAAAACACUGUGAAUUUUUACUUGAUCGACCCAAAUUUAGUUAUAUUUAUUACUGUUAUAUUUCUGAGACGACUUUACUAUCAUAUUGCUUGCACGUUAAUAUCUAAAGCACUGUCAAAUAAGUACGAAGAAUUAAGUAAAUUAACUAGAGGAAUUCUAUUUCUUUUCUUUUUCUUGAUUGUUGGAACAUCUGGAGCAAUAGUAAUAGGCAAUCAACCAAAGACUUCAAUCUUAUAUUUAUCAUAUCCUUUGGUAGUUUACGUUAUAUUAUUUGGAACCCAAGUACGACCUUUUUUUGAAACAGUGUCAUGGUGCUCGAAGGGAAGACCGCCUAUACAUGCUUGUAGUUCAAACCCGCUUGAUGUAAGAAGAGAAUGUGAACAUUUAAAAUCCAAUUUUAAUGAUAGGAUUAAACAGAUUUGCUUUACAUCAAUUGUGAAUGCCUAUUAUGGAGGGUUUAUUCCAUUUUCUUUUGCACAACCACAAUUAGUUUUUGACAGGAAUUGGUGUUUGCAACAUGUUGUAUACAUUUUUUGGAGCACAUUUGUUUUUUCCGUUACACAUAUGUUGUCUUUGAGAUAUUGGGAUGUUAUGCAUAGAUCCGUGUUACAUCUUGGAAUGUGGGAAAAAGUAGAACCAGGAAGAAACCUAAUCUUAGUAACUAGUGAAUGGAAAGAUGACGUAUUGUGGCCAGGAGGCGUGCUUGUAAAACAUGAAAAAUCGAUAUGGAGGGCAAUGGGCGAUAGCAACUCGAACGAACCUGGCGACAAGAGCUUAAAUCGUUACUAUAAAUUGUGCAUCGCGCCCUCUCAUUUAUUAUUUUUGAUAUUAGUGCUGCAUUCUUUGAUGGUAUUGUACCAAAUGAUCAUUCUAAUUAAGACACACAUGUGGUACAAGAUUCUGGCGCAGGCUAUAAUGUUAUUUUUCAAUUAUUAUGGAAUGUACAAGGUGUUCAGGGACUUCUUGGUUAGCUAUAGCUUUUACAAACCAAGUGAAGAGAGCGUAAGGAGAAGAGAAAGACACAGGCAACUCAACAAAAUGCACCAACGCAAACACAUUUGAACCAAAUCCAAACCGAACGAGAGGCUUUAAAGGGAACGAGUCAGACAAAAAUACUGAAGCAGCAAAAAAUUCCGACGAUGAACCUACUGAAGAUAGGUGACAACCGGUCAGGCCUUCCAGUUUUCUCGUGUUUGUCGCGAUACCAAUUCUGUUCUGGUUAAUUAUUCUCGCAAUGUAUUACGCAACCGGUGGGUUCGCCUUUUUUUACGUGCCCAGGUACACGCCGAAUCAAUAUUAAGGAAAUGUUUCGUGUUUCGUCUUUGUCGAGUGUAAUCAGUUGCCAAAAAGAUUUGAUGUGAUGUUGUUUCAAAUGUUUUGUGGUGUUAAAGAAAUAUAUGUAUAUAUUUUUAUAUUA
Sitophilus oryzae (rice weevil) is the source of this 1753-nucleotide messenger RNA. RefSeq names its product transmembrane protein 39A-A. The coding region runs from base 88 to 1398 and encodes 436 amino acids. Lineage: Eukaryota; Metazoa; Arthropoda; Insecta; Coleoptera; Curculionidae. The record is from RefSeq and is a predicted model, not a curated record. Gene Ontology annotation, cellular component: membrane. The transcript is spliced from 8 exons.